AUGCUGCGGGACGGCAUCAUUGAGUCCGUCGACUGCUCCGACUGGGCCUCACCGAUUGUUCCGGUAAAUAAAGCGGAUGGCUCCUUGAGAAUCUGUGCUGACUAUAAAGCAACCCUUAAUCCGGUAUUGCAGAUUGAUCGAUAUCCCUUACCACGAAUUGAUGACCUGAUGGUAAAAUUGAGCGGGGCAUGCUAUUAUUCCAAAAUAGAUUUAUCACAAGCAUACAACCAGAUCGAGUUAGAUGAUACAAAAAAAAUAUACAGUCAUAAAUACACACAGGGGCUUGUAUAG
This is a messenger RNA of Parnassius mnemosyne (clouded apollo), 291 nucleotides long. Lineage: Eukaryota; Metazoa; Arthropoda; Insecta; Lepidoptera; Papilionidae. The record is from the annotation of a GenBank genome assembly.